UCGUUUACGUGGCAGCGCCGCUAUUUGCUCGAGCCAAAGAGGCCUUGACUUUUGAACGUGUUUUCUGAGGCGACGACGCGCAUGUGUGCAACGUCGGCGCCAAGGAAUCGAGGAAAACUGACACGGACAGCGCAUCCUCCAGGGGCGUUCAGAAACUAUCGAGCUCUGUGAGCGUCGUCGAGCCGAUACCUUAGACGUAUAAGUAUAGGGUACUCCAGGAGUCCAGACUCAAUCUGCAGUUAGACAGCAUCGAAUCAGCAUCAUGCGCUUGCACAUUGUUGUUGCCAUAGCGGUCAUCUUCGUCUCCGAGUGGCAUCGGUCCGAAGGGUACCUCGGCAGAGCGCAGGUUCCCAUAAAAGAUGGUAAGUGCCAGUACAACGGGACGGAAAUAUCACCAUCUGAGCCGCUGAAACUGGAGCAUCCCUGCGAGGAAUGGAGUUGUGCCUUGGGAACGGAAGAAACCGGCGAACUCGAACAAGCAGGCUGUGGCGUCGUCCGUCCAGGUCCAGGUUGCCAUACCGUCACAGGAACGGGCGUAUAUCCGGACUGCUGCGUCAAGGUUGUGUGCGACUGACUACACCGCACAUAAUAGUCUCUUGACAAAGGAUAAGAGGUCUAUAAUGUCACCUGUGGCUUCGGUCCUUUCCUUUCGGUUAGAAGAUUCUUAGCCAACCGCCAACUUCGUUACAUGUUGUCAUGUGUUUAGCAUAGAGCCGCUUAAUUUAGUUUGCAUUUAAAGCUUAAGCUUUAUUGACACAAAAAUCGCAGUUACGUGCACCAAAGCUCCGACGGUGACGAAAUACGAUGUUUAAAGGAACAAGAGGAAUUUCAAUUGUACAAGUUAUGGAAGGGAGGUCGGUAUGAGCUAACCUAACCUGAUAGGCUGUGCGCCGGGAAAGGGGUAAAAGAGGACGAAGGGGGGAUGGGGGUUGAUGAUGCUGACAAAAAAUCGGGCUGCGAUGAAUCCUUGUGAACACAGCAGCAUACUUAAAUCUGUCUUGAGCCGUCUUGAGCACAGUCUUGUGUCGUGGAGAGAUUGGCACCAUGGCUCGUACUGUUAGUCAAAAGUCGCCUGUGUUACUGCUCCUCUGUGUCUGCCCUUACUGUGUUACAAUUCGUCAGUAGCGGCAAAAUCAAACAUACAUGAAAAUUAAACGAAAACAGGGCCAAAAAAUAAUGCCGUCGGUAUAGUUACAGAUGAGUGUUUGUAGUCAUUCAGAAAACGAGUACGCAUACUGAAGUAUAAAGAAAAAAUACUAAUAAAGUAUAUGUGCCCGA
This is a messenger RNA of Dermacentor silvarum, 1278 nucleotides long. Its product is annotated as U-scoloptoxin(16)-Er9a. The record is from RefSeq and is a predicted model, not a curated record. Bases 263 to 574 code for a protein of 103 amino acids. Lineage: Eukaryota; Metazoa; Arthropoda; Arachnida; Ixodida; Ixodidae. The transcript has 3 exons.